AUGAGUCAAUGGUCCGAACCAAGCAAAAAGAUAUUUGAAACUGCAGACGUAAAGAAUUUUGAAAAGUCGAUAGCAUUUCGUGAAUUACUGCAAGCGUUGAACAAGAUUAUCCUGGCUGUACAAAACGUCAAAGUACCACCAGGAGUUCUAAAUCCAACUAUAGUCUCUAGAGAUGCUGGGGUAGAAAAUAAAAGCAAUUCAGAUGCAACUACAUUGCGUGUGGAUAAAUAUCAAUUGAAUGUGAAGCAUUUGCUUAAAGUGCUACUGGAUCUUGAGCGCACAGUCGAUGAAACGCCUCCUGUGGCAGGACCUACAAGGUUUGGAAAUAUUGCAUUUAGAACUUGGCAUGAAAAGGUGAGAGAUGUUUUGACUUCAUUGGCGAAUCUACAACCACCUGAAGGUCUAAAUAUAGAUGACUUUUUAACUGAAGCAAAGUAUUACCUUGCUAGUUCAUUUGGAUCAAAGAUUCGAAUAGAUUACGGCACAGGCCAUGAACUUUCGUACUUGGCAUUUGUCGGGGCUUUAAUGCGAUAUGAUAUCAUCAAGUCUCCGACGGGAGAAGAGCUUUUGAUCUUAUUUUCUAAAUACUACGAUCUCGUUCGUCGUUUGAUCCUCGUUUACAAUUUGGAACCAGCUGGCUCUCAUGGGGUUUGGGGAUUGGACGACCAUUUUCAUUUGAUAUAUAUCUUGGGUGCCUCACAAUUUUGCAGCGAUCCUGCUGCCCCAUCUGUUAGAAGCGUUUUGUCAAAAGAGGUACUCGACACAUACAAAAAGUCAAAUCUAUAUGUCAAUGCAAUCUCAUUCAUAUUCAAAUUGAAGUCAGGUCCAUUUAAUGAGCAUAGUCCUAUUUUGAAUGAUAUACAUGUGUCCGUUUUCCUAUGGACAAAAGUAAGACAGGGGCUUUUAAAAAUGUAUUUGGUGGAGGUACUUGGAAAAUUUCCCGUGAUUCAGCACUUUUGGUUUGGUGAGCAAUUAUAUCCCUGGGUUGACGUAGCUUCAAAAAAGCCGCUUCCUGUCAAUUCGAGUGAAGAGACCAAGAGUACAAAUACUAAUGUCGAUCAAAAGCUUAAUAGCCCGGGCACAACUGCACCUUGGGCCAAGCGUGAAUAUAACCACAGCACAUCCUAUACACACGUAAAUAGAUAA
This is a messenger RNA of Lodderomyces margitis, 1146 nucleotides long. RefSeq names its product peptidylprolyl isomerase (gene RRD1). The transcript has a single exon. Lineage: Eukaryota; Fungi; Ascomycota; Pichiomycetes; Serinales; Debaryomycetaceae. The coding region runs from base 1 to 1146 and encodes 381 amino acids. Gene Ontology annotation, molecular function: protein tyrosine phosphatase activator activity; peptidyl-prolyl cis-trans isomerase activity. Gene Ontology annotation, biological process: mitotic spindle organization. The record is from RefSeq and is a predicted model, not a curated record. Gene Ontology annotation, cellular component: nucleus; protein phosphatase type 2A complex; cytoplasm.